UCAUGGACAACCAGACAUCAACAGCAAUCUUCCGGAUUUUAGCGUUUUCCAGCUGUCCGGGAAGUUACUCAAUUCUUUCCCUUGUGUUUUUCAUUAUCUAUUUAACUGGCAUAAUGGGGAACAUAAUCAUAAUUACAGUCAUAUUUGUGGAUUCUAAUUUACAUACCCCUAUGUACUUCUUUCUCUGUAACCUUUCCUGCGCGGAUAUUCUAUUUACCACAAUCACUCUCCCUAAGCUGAUGGACAUUUUACUUUUUGGGAAUAAUUCAAUGUCAGCCAUGCAAUGUUACAGUCAGAUGUACUUAUAUAUAUGUGUAGCUAGUACAGAAGAUACAUUAUUGUCCUUCAUGGCAUAUGACCGAUACGUUGCUAUCUGUAAACCUUUACAUUAUGCCCAUAUUAUGAAUAAAAAGAAAUAUGUUCUGCUUAUAGUUGCCACAUGGAUAACCGGAUUCUUAAAUUCAUUCUUUAUGACUUUGUUGGCUUCCCAGUUGACCUUAUGUAAAGCAGGGGAUUUAUACAACUUCUUCUGUGAUGUGAAAGCUGUGCUAAAAGUAUCUUGCAGCACUAUUACAUUCCGCAUUAUAAUCUAUGUGGAAACACUGCUUUUUGGAUUUUGCCCAUUUCUGCUCAGUAUUAUCUCUUACAUCAAGAUAAUAAGGAUCAUCCUGUCCAUUAAGUCCUCAAAUGGCAGAAGAAAAGCCUUCUCCACCUGUUCUUCCCAUCUUACUGUACUUGCGAUUUUCUAUGGAACUGCAAUGUGCAUGUACAUGAGACCUCCUUCUGAACAUAGUGAAGAUUUAGAUCAAGGUUUUUCAGUGCUGUAUGCAGCCGUGACCCCCAUGUUGAACCCCCUUAUAUACAGUCUACGAAAUAAUGAGGUAAAGACAGCAUUCUUCAGAAUUGAUGGGAUUAGAAAACGUACUUUUAUAAUAUAA
Molecule: messenger RNA, 938 nt
Organism: Xenopus laevis (African clawed frog)
Lineage: Eukaryota; Metazoa; Chordata; Amphibia; Anura; Pipidae
Product: olfactory receptor 1G1-like
Exons: 1
Coding region: 3-938 (311 amino acids)
Source: RefSeq, a predicted model, not a curated record